GCCUCGCCGCUCCUUCCGGCCCCGGGCUCCGCUCGGCUCCGCUCGGCUCUCCGCUGCCGCGCUCGCUUCGCCUUCGGCUGUUUCCGGAGCCGCAAGCGGCCAGCUGCGGAGAAGCUCCCCGCGCCGGCUGCAGAUGUCGGAUAGGCAGGCGGCUGAAGGGCCGCCCUUCUGGAGCCCCGCAGCCCGCCGUGGGUCGGCGGGCGGCGCCGGGGACCGCCGGGGAGCGGAGGGGAGCCAGGCGGCCGCCUCAGAGAAAGAAGAUCUGGAGCACACCAGAGUCAACUCUCCACUGGAUUCCACCCCUGAUCCAGCACCCCAGUCCUCACCCUGCAGGUCACAGAUGGUAUCUCCAGCAAGUAAGGAUACCACAGAAGAUCUACAGAAGGUGGCUGGUGCCUCAGAGGUCCAGGCUCCAGGGGAGCAGGUGUUGCUGCCAGCAGGCCAGACCCAGGUUCCCAGUGAGAUGGCCAAGUACCAAGCUCCACAACGACCUGGAGACACAGUUAUGAUCCAGUCUGAGCACACUGGGGCUAUAGAUGUUCUUUCAGCGGAUUUGGAAUCUGCAGAUCUUCUGGGAGACCACAGGAAAGUGUCUCCACCUCAGAUGGCUCCUCCGUGCAUCUGGACCUUUGCCAAAGUGAAGGAGUUCAAAAGCAAGUUGGGCAAAGAGAAGAACAGCCGUCUGGUGGUGAAGCGGGGAGAAGUAGUCACCAUCCGGGUCCCCACCCACCCUGAGGGAAAGCGUGUCUGCUGGGAAUUUGCAACUGAUGACUAUGAUAUUGGUUUUGGAGUUUAUUUUGACUGGACCCCAGUAACCAGCACUGAUAUAACUGUGCAGGUCAGUGAUUCCAGUGAGGAUGAGGAUGAGGAAGAGGAAGAAGAGGAGGAGAUAGAAGAACCUGUUCCUGUGGGAGAUGUGGAGAGAGGCUCCAGGAGUUCUCUACGGGGUCGCUAUGGGGAAGUCAUGCCAGUGUACCGGCGGGACAGCCACCGCGACGUGCAAGCUGGCAGCCACGACUACCCUGGGGAGGGCAUCUACUUGCUCAAGUUUGACAACUCGUACUCCCUGCUCCGCAACAAGACUCUCUACUUCCACAUCUACUACACUAGCUGAAGGGUGCUGGGCUUGGGCGGGCUGUGUUUGCUGGCCAAAGCAGGCUGCCAGCCGGUGCCUCUUGUGUGUAAGCAAGAGCCUGAAGUUCUGUGUGAGGCUCCCGAGCCUUGUGCCCUGCCUGGCAUGCCUGACUACUGACCCCAUGUAGCUUCUCCCCUUUCUUGGCUUCUGCAGGUGGUAUAGUGCUCCUGUUCUGUGGUCCCUGACUCACCUCUUGUUUCAGACUCCAGCAAAAACCCUCUCAGAAGGCCCCUAUGAGGCAAAAGCCUAAAAUGAAGUAGAAGGAUGUCUUUUAAAAUUGAUUGACACUGGUAAAGCUUACCAUUCAGGUUGCCGCUCACUCUCCUCCAGAGCCUGCCAAUGCACUUAGUAGCGCCUACCCUCUUUACAUUUCCAGGUGCCGGAAGAGGGAAAAGCACACUGUCAAUGAAAGAGCCCAAUAUUUUGGAUGGAGAAUGCUCUGUCCAGCCUCUCACCACUGCCAUAUUUCUGCCUGCUGGGUAUUCUUCGUCUCUAGCUCAGGCUGGGAGACCUCACUGCCUUGGGUGGAUAUAUAUUAUUCCUGAUGAGUAGAUAGACCCCUCCUCUUUUCUCUUUACCACGUCUGUGUUCCUGCCAUGUAGCAAGACCCGCCAAGCAAUUGCAAGCUGUGGUCAGUGCCCUAGGAGAAGAAAGGGCCUCUAUUACUCCCUGUCUCCAGAGCUAGCUCCCUUCCUAAGGGCACUAGUAGUUGAUGAAGAAAAGGUGGAAGGUAGGCACUCAAUUAUCUCAGAACGUGUCCUUUUGGAAGUCAAGUAUUAGUCCCCCCACCCUGUCUUUAGGCCAAGGGUGUUACUUAGAAAGUUUGCUUUGAAACCAAAUACAAUGAAACCCAAUCGGGUUUUGCAGUGAUUCUAGGUUUGUGGGUUUUUUGUUUUUGUUUUUGGUUUUUUGUUUGUUUGUUUGUUUGUUUUACACUGAGGUCAGAAACCUUUUGAUGUUCAUGGUCCUUGGGAAAAGUAAUCAUGGCAUUUCGGGGUUGCUGCUGACCGUGUGUGCUCUUUACCUGACCAAAGCCUGCAGGCGACAGCCUCUUCCACUCCCUUCAUCCUGAGGCUGCAGAGCCGCAGAAUGUAGUGUUGUAGUGGGUGGCCACAGAGCACCUGGUGCUGAGGCCUCGGGUGGAGGGAGCAAAGAGCGAGGCAUGGCCUCCGCAGCCAUCUGCACCUCUUUGUUUCCUACUCUGAGUUGUCCGUCAUUCUUUGGAACUUUAAAGGAUCUGAUCUGUUUUAUUUAUUUAUUUAUGUUUUGAAAAGCACAUUUCAGUUUGCCUUUGAAACAGUUCCCAUCUGUUUCUCAUAAGGCUUCCCAUCUGCUCUGAGCCAUUAAGGCCACCUCUCUUACGGCGCUAAUGAUGCUUCUAGGGCUUGGAAAAUGAUCCUGUUCACUCCUGCAUGUCAGCCCUCUGAUACUCUUGGAACAGCCUGCCCUUUCAGGGACAGAUGACGCUAACCUAGUCCAUCUUAGGUACAUCUCACUGCUCCCAGUGAGGGAUUCUAAGAUGCAUGGAUGCCCAUUCACUGCAGAUCAAUUUAAGGAACUGACUAGUGAGUCAGUGAUAAACUGAGCAACACGAUUAUCAGAUACCAAGGUCCUUUUCUUCCUCUGACACCGUUUUUGUGAUGCUUCCUUUGCCACAGCUCUUUAUUGUGUGGUUGCCUCACACCAAGCCUCUCUGUCCUCCAGGAGUGAUCACUCAAAGAGCAGGAUCUUGCUAGUAGGGGAUGCAUCCUACAGCUCUUGUCAACCUGAAAGCAGAGUGUGGAAUGUAUGGCCUGCCAUAGCCUCUCAGUGCCAGACCUCCAUUAUUUCAUCAUUGCAGAUGUGUUUUAUAGGGGAUUAUACUGGCAAAAAUCCAUAUGCCUUCUAAGAAAUUAGUCAACUAUUUGGGCAGUGAAACAAACUUGCUGGUCAUCAUGGCAUCAGACCGCUGAGUUGAAGUUGAGUCAUGCUUUCACUGACUGAGUGUAAUUUUUGUUAAAACAAAACCUUCGGAGUCUUGAUUACUUUUCCCGUUUAUUACUGACCCCUGACCUGCUCUCAGCCCAGUAGCAAAGCUCCAGGGGUCCCACAGUAGUUAGGCUUUGCUCUGUCUUGUCUUUCCUUCUUGUAAUGAGGUCUUGGAAGCUUAUUUUCUGGGAGCCCCAGUCCUUUUAUAGCAGGGAAGUUAAGGGACUUCUCAUCUCUCCAUGUGCCUGUCACUGGCUGGUCAUUCUGCGACAGUUAUUUCUCACUGGUUUUUCCUCAGCAGGCUUUCUUUGUCUCAUGAACAUUAAAUAGCUAAAAGAAGACAUGUCUGCUGUAUGAUACACUCACUAUUCUCAUAAUAAAAUUUUGCAGUUAGAGACCAUGAGAGACCAAGUAUUAUUUACUGAAACACAGGUAAUUAUGGAGAAUACAUACCUCAUGGGUUCUAAGAAGUAUCACUUCCUUGGUCCCUCUGUUUUCAAGUUUAAAGAACCAAACAAUGAAAUAAAUUAUCUUCUUUUAUCCUUGCCCAACUCUCUCGAGCACAAAUAAAUACUAUGCAGUUAAAGAAAGGAUUUCAUAAGAGGGCCGAGAUUAGGAUUCUUUUCACAAGAGUGGCUGAGUUCUUAAGGUUCUUCAAUUUAUCUAAUUUUGCUACUUUGUUAAGAGAUGGCUUUUUAAAAAGACAUAUCCGAAGUGCUAUUUUUCCAACAUCUUAUUCUAAAACACUUUAGCAAACAAAAAAGCAUACACUUACACCCCACAUAUAUUUUUAAAUUACUAACUGCCAGUUUCUAAACAAAGAUUCUAGCUUUAAGUUCCCUUUGCCAAGGUUAGAGGCUGUUUCCUCUCCAUGGAGUCAGCUCUCUGUCAGAGAGCCCUGCAUAAGCAGAUUUCUUUUACUCAGUGUGGGCUGCCUAGGAGGUCUUCACAAAAAUGGCCACUAGCCUCAUCUUUCAGAAAGCUAGCUGUAUGUCCCUUCCUUCCUUCCUGCUGUAACCUCUGCUGCUUUCUUCUCUACCUGUCAGUUUUAAGGUGAUUGUGUAGCAGUGUUGGGAAGCCUUCCUUCUUUAUUUGUCGCUUUUGGACACAGCCUCAGGAUGUUCAUCUGCAAACCCACUCCUCAGCUAACACGUGGAAAUAGGUAGAAGCUUGGAAGUAGACUUUUUUUAGUUUUUCUUAUGGAUGGAUUCAUGCACUUUAAAAAUAUUUUAUUUGGUAUUUAGGAAAAAUGGACUUCUAUUUUUAUUUUUUUAUUUGUUUUAUUUUUAUCGUCCCAUUAUAUGAAUGUAUACUGUCCCAUUAUACAGGCAAGUUAAUCUGUGACUGUUGUAUAUUCAUGGGAGCAGAUAUUAUUAUGGAGUUUAUAAUAUAUAACAUUUUUGAUUUUGAGUCCUAUUCAGUUCCUUCUUUGAGAGGACUGGGCAAACGUUAAGCCCUAAAGUCUAUGAUUGUAUAUUUAUGUUUAAAGACCCCUCUAAAAAAAGUUGCCUUUAAUCAGAGUCUGUGGUUCUAAGGUGUGGAAUUGAAUGACCCUAAUAUUUAUGUAGGAGACUUUUUAGUGGACAGAGAGAGGGGGACACAAAUUAAGCAACUUCUGCUGCUUCAGAACUGCCUUUUAAAUGGACAGCAAAGGGUGAAAACAGAAGUGGGAUGAGUGAAUAAAACAGAAGUGGGAUGAGUGAAUAAACUAUCGGUAUGUCCCAGAAUGCUUUUAGUGCUUUAGUGCUACUUUGCAUAUUGGAACUGCUUUGUAAGCCGGAGGCUUACUGGUUUUCCUGUGCUCAGUGGAGAACUCUCCAGCCCUCUGUGCUGUCUGUAGGCAGGAUCAGCUAGAUGCACUUUGAGUAGGUCUGCUAAAUGUAACCCUGAGCCAAGGAUUGGUUUCCUGUCUCCAUCGUUUGGGGCUUAAGAGAGAUAAGAGGGUGAGAGAAGGCCAAGAGUCAGGCCACUUGUGGUGCUGAAGCCACAGUUGUGGAUGAGUCCCUGAAGGCAUCAUUCAGAUGUGGUUUGUCACCACAACGCCAACAGCAUGUGAGGGCUGGGGGAACAAGCAGGCCUCCUGUUAGCCUGACAGCAUCAACACCUUGGACCACACAGAGCAAACAGUUUUCCCUAUUAGGGCUUCUAAUUAGAGUUUCAUCCGCAUUAACCUCUGUCUCUAGUUUUUGCCAUAUGACCAGAAGUAUAAAAAUGCCUACACUUUGAGAAAAGGAAGUCACAUGUUCCUGUUAAGAGUCUCGCUGUUUGAGCUUUCAUCCGAAGGAAGGGAAUUGGUGUCCUUGCUACUGUGCGGGUCCUUUGUUAAGGGGUAUGUGGUCUAUAAAAAGCAAGUCUCUGUGUUCAUUGUGUACAUGUGCUCAGGGAGCUAUCACACUCUUUCUUUGGGGAGUAGAAAAUGAGUAUCAAAACCCAGACAUAAGCUCAGUUUCUGAUUUCCAAUGACCCAAGCAAGCACUCUUUGUUCUGUACUUGGUGGCAUUUUGGGUGACACUCAGGCAAGAACUCCCUGGAUCUGUGUGUUUCUGAUGCUGGUCACUGACAGCCUUUUGUGUAACUUGUCUAACACCUGUGAGCAUUCCCAAAGAACAGCCAGUUAUCUAGGUGAUGAGAUUAGGGUGAAUUGUGACCUAAUAUGCAGAGAACAGUGUAAGCAUUGUGUGGCCAGAGUGCAUCAUUGUUCCUGAUGAGAAGAAGUACUAUCGCCUUCUUGAACCAAGUAGGCUAACCAGAGACUCUGAGCCACUGUCUCAAAGCUAAGAUGACUCAAUCAAUGACAAAACCUGAUAGGGUAUAUAUAACUUGGGUCCAUUACAAAUAGUCAUUCCUUAUGAACUCAGUACAAAGACAGGACACUGGCUGUGAAAUUGUAGGCUGGUCCCUGGUUUGAACCCAUGGUCCGACUUUUAGCAUGUGGACUACUGUAAUAGCUGUUCAUUCUACACUACAACAAAAAUGCUAUCCAGAGACCUAGUCAUACACCGUGCUUCAUGAACUUUCAGAGUUUCCUGUCAGUUAAAUCAGGUAGCUUUUUAGCUUAUCUGGGGGUAAAAUUGGAUAUGUGAAAUGACUUAGUGGGGACAAAUACAUUUUCUAAAGUGUUGAUGGAGGGUCCUGACAGAUUCCGAAGUUUGGAGCUGAAAUACUGUAUUACUGAAGAGCCCUUAAUUCACUGUCAGUUUAAGGGGUCCUCCUAAAUGCCUCACCACUCAGGGUUGAGAUGCCUGGUCUUUAAUGGCUCCUUGUUCUUGUCAUUGUUCAUUCUUAGGUUUAGGCCAGGACUCAUCGAGAAAACAUUUUAAUUCUUUCUCUCAUAUCCUAAAUAGUACAUUUUAUUAUGACAUUUUAUGUUAAAAAUACAUCUGUUUCCUGUUUUGAGAUUAUUGUUCCAUAAGUGAAUUAACUUUUAUUUAAUCAGUCUGAGUUAUUUCCAUUUAGCCAUGUUAAAGAACAAGCCAGUCUGGAAAAAAGCAAUCCCGUGAUGCAUAACUUUGGUAUAUCCAUGUCCCCUUAAUGAUGGAAAGUGUUUUGAAACCCACAGAAGAAAUGUUUGAUGCUUUGUAAUAAAAACUAAACGCAUCUGCAGAUGCUUUGUAAUCAAAGUGCUAGAUUCUAGAGAGCAGAGUGACUGAGGAUAAUGGGAAGGCAGAGAGGUGCUUGGAGAUUUUUCUAAACCAUACUAUGCCAUUCGCUAGUGCUUUCAAAGGGCUACUUUGGAGCCAUUGAUGGUUAAGAGGUGAUUGUGUUUUCUUGGUAAAUGUUUAAGCAGCUGACAACCAUGAAGACAUUCUUUCCUUACUGUCGCAUGUCACACGCUGAUGCCAAGGUUGCCAAAGGCCUGGAAGGAAAACUCUAUCAGUCUUGUCUCUUUUCUUCAAAAUACAAAUGAAUCCAAAUGAAACAGCCAUCUUAGUCAACUUGUCUUACACGUCACGCUGUCAUGAGAAAUGCUGUCAACAUGUAUGAUUUCUCCAUUAAGAACUCUACCAAUUGUCAGUACUUCUACUGAGUGGGUUUUCUUUUGUCAUAUUCUCUCACCUCAAGGCACUGAAUGUUUUGCUGUGAUACAUGGAUGGGUCCUGAGCCAUGAUUUAAACAGCUCAUUUCUGGUGUUUUUAUAUUAUGUGACAGUUUUGUGAAAUGCUUUUGUGCAUUUUUUGUCUUCUUUUCCAAGUUUUGAAAUCUGUCAUAAAUAAACUUUUUCACUGUGCACCUAAAA
This is a messenger RNA of Meriones unguiculatus (Mongolian gerbil), 7340 nucleotides long. RefSeq names its product transmembrane p24 trafficking protein family member 8 (gene Tmed8). The transcript is spliced from 6 exons. Bases 134 to 1114 code for a protein of 326 amino acids. The record is from RefSeq and is a predicted model, not a curated record. Lineage: Eukaryota; Metazoa; Chordata; Mammalia; Rodentia; Muridae.